This is a messenger RNA of Geodia barretti, 2684 nucleotides long. The record is from the annotation of a GenBank genome assembly. NCBI's taxonomy places the organism in Eukaryota, Metazoa, Porifera, Demospongiae, Tetractinellida, Geodiidae.
CAUUUCCCUCCCCACCUUUCCAGUCAGGGCCCGGCUUGACCACACUGGCAUCCUCGGGCACACCCCAGACCACCAUUACAUCAUCGCAUCUCUUGCACACGGCCCCAGCCACCCAGACCUCGAUCGUGUGUUUUCCAGCACAGCGAGGGAAAAAGGGUAGUAUACACUCCCUUUCAGUGGGUUCUUUCGGGGCUAGAAUGACCGAACGCUGCUUUUGACUUCCGUAUAGGAUUUUCAGUACCGGUCUUGUGUUGAUGGGCAAAAUGAAUUUGACUGUGAUUAGGUUCUCUGUGUUCAUUAAGCAGAACUCCGGCGGCUCAACGCGAAUGUCACGUUCCUGUAUCUCUCGCAGCCUACCGAGUUUCAGUUGUUUCUUUUCGAAAACCAGUGGGCGUCUGAGUGGCGAGAUGUCACAGCUGCUCAUGGUGCUCUUGAGUUGGUUGAUGGCCAGGCCACUCAUUUCAAUGAUCUCGUCGUCAUUCGUACAGGUGGCUGCCCUCUUUGCAAACUGUAUUCCAGUCUUUAGUUUCUCCAUUGCGUUUUCUGUGUCUGUCUUCUGAGCCAUCAGCCCUUUCGUCAUCUCAGAGCACCUUUGCUGAGCCUCGUUAACCAUCUGACGGCAGUACAGCUCAAUUUGCUUCAUGUAGCUCUCAAACGUGCUGGUGAUGCUCAGCUCCAGACUCCCGGGAUAGUUAGCCAAACCACCCUCCAUAUGCUUCAGUUCUGUCAUUCGUGACUCGAGGACACAAAACUGCUUUUCUGCAUGGUCACUCAUUUUCUUCACUUCUGUCUGCCUUGUACGACUGACCUCCAGGAGCGACUUUGCAUUCUCAAUGUGCCCUGCAUGUCUAUCUUUGAGGCACAGAGAGCAUAAGAAAGUGUUGCACCGCUCACAGUAGAGCUGGAUACCUAGCUCGUGGACGUUGCAUGUGCGUUGGCGCUUGUGGAGAUUGAAGUUACCCUCGGAGAGGUCUUUCCAGGCCGUGUACUUGUGCUCACGAAACAACUUCACCCUCUGGUGAAGUUGGAUGCAAUCACCGCAUAUCCCUCCGCCGCAUUCCCUGCAGUAGGCGUCAGUCGCGCCUUCUUCCUCGCAGCUUUUGCACGGUCCCGCCUUCUCGUCCUCCGCCUCGCAGAACGAGCGAAACACCGCCGAUCUCUGUACGGCGUGGUCUAGCGGGAAAUCCUCCGCGCUCAACGGAGGGUCGCAUUCGGCCCUGCAGUUAGGGCACACGAGUUUCUCGCCGCUCUCGUUCAGGAGCCCCUGGAGGCACUUGGUGCAAAAUACGUGGAGACAGGGGAGGGUUCGUGGUUCCAUGUGUGGUUCCUGACACACCGUGCAUUUCUCCUCCUCGUCCUGGGCGCCGCGGGCUCUUGGAGAUCCCGGAAAGGCUCGUGGAGACUGAAAAGGCGACGCCAUUUUACCCUGAUCCGCCCCGCCCUUUGGGAAUACGUCGCUGCCUAGCCCCUCCUAUCAUGUUCCGUCCGCAUUCAUGCGGACGUACGUGCGCACAAAACUAAAUUUUUGAGGCCUUCCAUCCCACUCUGCUACCAAAUUUUUGCAGUUUUGACCUGCAGACUCCUUUUGCCAUGCUGUUAUAGAGUUGUUAUAGCCAAUGCUACACACACUGACUGCAGGUGAUAGCUGCAGUGUAUGGCUAUUGGACCUGGGUCUAAGCUGGCAUCAGCUGAGUCCCUCAUUCUCUGACUACCUCCGACUGGCCACUGUACAUUUGGGCCUCAGACAGUGGCCAUAUGCUCUCACUUCUAACAGACUCAGCCCUCAAUAUGAGUACUGGUUCAAUGUAUUUGCUCCUCAUCGACUGGAGGUGGACCAGACUCACUAUCUCAGUCACAGUCAACAGCCACAGCAGAGGCAGGAGGAGAUUAUGACUGGCAGUGGAUGUGGGGCAGUGGAGACGACUGGUAUCAAUGUGGUGGAUGUUGGUAAACUAUUGGCAGCAAAACCAUCCAGAGAGAAAAGUGGCAGUGGGAGGUUGAAGUCUGCUAGUAGCUCGAGACAGUCGUCACAGAGAUCAGCUACCUCACGUCGAUCUGCAGCUACCAAAGACUAACUAAUCACAACUUUUGUCUCAGCUACCUCAAGUUGAUCUGCAUUCAUCAAUAAGACUAACUAUUCUUCCCUUUCUCUUUGUUUCUCCCUGUCUCAACUCUUAGGCUAGGUUUACAUACAAUACACCGCAUGGUCCUGUCACACCACCACAGUGUUCAAGUCAAGAGCAUAUCUAUCCUCGUGGCACAGUGUGACUGGCCAAUGCAAUGUUUUGUGAACCUUGCCGUGCAAAGGUAUAGACAAUACCAAAGUACAGUAAAUCAAGUCCUGUUGUGUAUGCAUUGCGUAUCUUAAUAUCUUGUAUCAUCGGAUUUCUAUUGUUUUUUUCUUCCAAAAUUCAAUGUGUCUGUUUGGAGCCAUCAUUGUUACGCACACACGUAAAUGGUACGUGUGUCUUUCCUGCAAAAUCCAAAAUCGCAUAGCUUGUGUCUGUUGCUAAAGAUGUGUAUACAUGGGCUUUCAUGUCAAGUAUCGGUCACUUGUAUAAUUAUACAGAGGUCAUUAUGGUGUGAUAAUUGCAGGGGCUCGUGACAGUCGUAGUCAUGUCAGUGGUUCCUCCACCAGUGGUUUGUUGGGAUUGUUCUGCAACAGCCACUCGGCCAGCCACGUC